AUGAAGAAAAGAGCGUGUUUUGAAGACCCCAAGGACGAAGGCGAAAAUUACUACCAGGAGAUGUUUGCGUCCGGGAAGCUAGGUAAAUCGCUGGACAACCACUUCGAACAGGAAACACGGGCUACACCGGGGGCAAUAAGCACGUCGGUCUCGAAGAGGCAGAGAGUCGAGGCAGAAGCACGCGCAGAGUCACGCAUCCACGCGCCGAAGACACCUCCAUACGGCCCCAAGAACCCCCCUUUGCCCGUGACAGGGCUUGCGCUGCUUUUUGCAUCAACAAGUUCACCGCGCUGGUACCCCGACGGCAACAUCAUCCUUCGCGUCAACGACACCCUCUUCAGGCUCCACCACUCACGGCUCGCGCGAUACUGCCAAUACUUCCCGCAAGAGCUGAUUCGACCCUCGGAGAGCUCAGCCCAUGGCCACCAGGAGAUGGUCGACGGCUGUCCAGUCUUCACAAUCUCCACGCUCGACGUGAAGGACCUCGAGGUCUUCCUCACAUACUUAGAAUCUCCGGUCCAACUCGCCACGAACCCUCCCUCCCAAGCCAUCGCCAGCUCCAUCCUGCGCGCAUCUCACGUCCUCAAGAGCCCGCUCUUCACCUCGGUCGUAAUCCGCGCGCUCGAAUCACUAUGGCCCUCUCAAUACUCCCCAGACACGCCCACGAUCAGACGCCCCUGGACAGACGCCCUCGACGCAAUCACGCUCGCGCACGAGCACCGCCUCCCCCAACUUAUCAAGCCCGCCUUCUCCACCCUCCUCCGGAGCUACACCUUCUGGGACACACUCAAGCACGACCGCGCGCGCAUCCCGCUCCCCGAAGCGGACCUGCUCAGACUCUACCAUGCGCGCCGCGCGAUGGAGCGUGCGUGGCGCCUGCUCGUCCUCGCACCCCCGCCCGCCGAGUGCUGCGCGCCCGAGCGCGCAGCGCUCACCGGGAUGGCGUGCAAGGUGGAGGGGACCGCGCGCGCGGGCGAGUGGUGCGCGUUCUGGAUCGAGCGUGGGUACGUCGAGCAGGGCGCGCACGAUCCGUGGCGGAAUGUCACUGCGAUGAAGGUCGUGUGCGCGGAUCUGCGCGCGACGUGGUGCUGGUGGUGCCUGGAGGAGCGUAUGCAGGCGUGGGAUGCGGCGCUGCUGGAAUGGUGGGACAAGCUCGACGAUUGGCUAGGGAUUAAGCGCAUACUGUAG
Messenger RNA from Trametes versicolor FP-101664 SS1, 1188 nucleotides. RefSeq lists its product as uncharacterized. The record is from RefSeq and is a predicted model, not a curated record. The transcript is spliced from 3 exons. Lineage: Eukaryota; Fungi; Basidiomycota; Agaricomycetes; Polyporales; Polyporaceae. The coding region runs from base 1 to 1188 and encodes 395 amino acids.